Molecule: messenger RNA, 3601 nt
Organism: Sinocyclocheilus anshuiensis
Lineage: Eukaryota; Metazoa; Chordata; Actinopteri; Cypriniformes; Cyprinidae
Product: RNA-binding protein 44-like
Exons: 18
Coding region: 114-3044 (976 amino acids)
Molecular function (GO): RNA binding
Source: RefSeq, a predicted model, not a curated record
CGCUUUACCUGAGGUGGACAAGUUCUGUUGUAGUUUUGUUGUCGAUAGUAACUGGUGCAAACAUAUUCUAACUGUCUUUUUCUUGAAUUUGGUCAUUUAAAUAGUUUCAGAACAUGUGGUACCCUCAGCCUGUCGACGUCGUACCGUUCGUCAUUGGGUCACAUUCAAUAACACAUGAGGAUCUUUCUGCCAGAGCCAUGUGGCCAGUCAUUCCCUUUGACCAACGUGCGUAUAAUGCAGUGAACGAGAUUAAUGUGUUGCUGAAUUUCUUGUGCAUCUCUCAAGGCUUUUACAAUGAUCCACUGUACACUAAUGAUGGAAGGAAGUUUCUGUUGAUGAGGUCACUGUUCGAGCUUGUCUUGGCCAAUGAAUAUCUGGAGCUCACAGAUCCAAAGUUGCUUGGAUGGUUCCUAUGUUUAACAGCAGAGGACAGAACCUUAAUUAAAAAGGGAAAUUGUGCUUUCUCAUCCACAGAAGAGGGAGGGCUUCUGCCAUUUUUACAGAAACACCCGGCACUUCAAGUAGACAGACAGUAUGUUUAUGUGAAAUCAAAAACCAGAGGAAACUGCAUUCCCCCUCCAACAACUAUGUCAUCAAAUAAGUCAAGGCACCCAUCGUUUUAUGGUGCAUCCCAGUGUCAAAAUUGUGGAACCAGUUGUUCAUUUGGUUCCAAGAAGUGCAGAUGUUGUGGCUUUCGCAUUGAGAUUUCAGAAGGCAAAGUCUGUGUGUCGGAGAAUGAGAAACAACUUGAGCUGCUACCAAACAGUGUGAAAGAAGAGCUGAACGUCUUAACUGCCCAAAAUGACGCAACUGUUGGUUGCACGCAGAGCACCCUUAAUACUCAGAAAACAAGAUGCACGCAGAGCCAUGAUUAUGGAGGCCGUGCUGCACAUCCUCCUUCAUACAGUAAAGGAAUGUGUCCCCAUGCCCAGUGCCUGUCUAAGUUGUGGGAGGAAGUAGAGAACAGGGAGGACACCAAACACUUUAAGGACACAACAACCCAGGCGAAUUUCUCCCUCGAUAUGGAACUCGAUAUGCAGAGUCAGGUUCAGAGGAAUGACUAUACCCAAAAUGACCAAAACCAAUCUUAUGUACAAGUGGAAGAAGCAGAUUACCAUAAUCUGAAUCAGGAAGCGAUGCCAGAAUACUACAGUUUCAGUAACACCAGCUUAGACCAUUCCACAUGGAGCGAUGGCACCCGGAGUGCGGACGAAGCCUACAAUGAUUCAGUCAUGGCCACCAAAGGCAGUACAGAACUAUCAGAUGAACCAUCAAAUGCCACCAUGGCCACUGCUGCAAACUCUACUGAUUGUUUCUCUUGCCUUGGCAAUUCUUUUGAGUCAGGAGACCAUCAAGAAGACGUAAGAAAGAAGCAUGACUCGGUAUAUGAGCAACAAAUUGAGGAGAUCAAUGUGGGACCUUCACUGAAAUCCAAAUGUGGUGCUUCAGUUUCUGUGGACCAAAUAAUAGAUGCCUGUGGUGAUUUCAGAGCCUGUUUCACAUCUACAUGUGCAACAGAGGUUGAUCAGAUCUUCCAACUGAAAAAUGUUGCCACUGACACAGACCUGCUAGCAGUCAGCCAUGAGAAAGAUACACAGACUGUGCAAAUAGCCACAUCUGAAAAGAACACCAUUACUGAAGUCUGCAUGUCUGAUUUAGAUGUCCUCACAGAGGAAUUCAUAAAGCUAAAGGAGACAACGAAUGAGCUGAAACAACUGAAGAGCAGAAAGGCAAGCCCUAGUCCUGGUGUUGACCACUGCAGGAGAGUUUGUGGAUGUGACUGUGCCCAGCGAGUGAGAAGAGCAGAACUGCGUCUUCUCGCUCUUCAGUUUGUCAUGUGUCAGCAGCACUGCUGGAGAUGCUACUUCACCUCCCCACUGGGUGAAAGUGCUCUUUGGGGGACUGAGGGCCUGCCAGAAGGCAUAGCAGAAACACUGAAUACACUACAGAAAGAUUACCAUGAGAUGAGGAAACAGAUUCUAGCAGGCACUCCUCUGGAUAACCUUAAGCCCCUGUCAGUAGACUCUGAAAAGAUAACUGCAAGGUCAAACUACAGCCCAGCAUCGGUGCUUGAGGCCCAUUUAAACUCAUUUGACUGUCCGGGAAGCACCAUUGCAAGUGGUCACAGAGUGGAUGAAGAAAGUGAAGAGAUGAGAGCACUGAGCACUGAAGUUUGCCAGGACACUGAAGCUGCUUUGGAUGACGGCAACAAGCAAGAUAAAGCUCUGGUCUUUUUACCCAAGCAGCCAGGAGCUUCCGCUGAGAAGAACCCUGGUGUCAUCAAAGAUCCGAAUAGCAGCGAGGCUUGGUUUGAUGCAGAAGAGGAACUUGGGUCUCCAAAUCAAGAUGGAAAAAUGGAGGAACUGAAUGAAAGGAAAGAAAGGACUGAUGAAGAUAAAUCAAACCACAGUUCCCUCUUGUGCAUUACAAGCUUGCCUGGCAAUAUCGCUGAGCAUGAAGUGCUGCUUUGGUUUGAGAAGUACAAUGCCACCAAUGUCUGCAUCUCCACUUUCAGCAACAGUAUGAGGGCAGCUAUUGUUUAUCUCAAGAGCCCCAGCGAUGCCAAGGCAGCAGUUAAAGAUCUACACGGGUGCUCCCUCCAAGGCCACACUGUCCAGGUGGUGCAACUCCGCGGGCCUGCCUCAGCUGAUCCUAAACUGAUCAGUGAUCCGCCCCACAGCACCUCAAAAACCCAUAAAGAAGAAGCUGCUGCUUCUGGGGAUGGACUGGGAACGAAGGGUGUAACCUACACUUCAUCACCUGGAGGGCCGCGCUGUAGUGUGGACAGGUUAACCAAUGUCUGCGACUCGCCCACAGCCUCUGGCACCUGUGUGCCACAGCACUACGCCACCAUGGGAAGCUUUGACACAAUCAUGGCCCGGCUUUCAGAGUGCCACCCAAAUGUAGGCCGCCAGAGGAUCGUAGAUGCCCUGCUGGAACUGCGGGCCAAGCAUCAGGGCUUCCUCAGUGGGCUUCCUUUAAAAUCUAUAGUGGAUAUGACCUCUGAGCUUCUAACACAGGCCUCAACUCCGACAUAUAUUUGAGUUAGUGCUGUUAUAAGCAGCGAUAAAGGCCUUGUAAAUAGUUCCCUGACUAGUAUGACUGGAUUUCAGUUGUCAGUUCAUUUUUUUUUCAGCUAACUAAUGUUAUCUACAGCCAUUUCGUUGUAAUUCAUUAAUCAGAGUAUUUCUUUCUCCUGGAAAUGGAGUUAUUUUUUAAUUCAUUUCAGGUUUUCAUCUCUGCUGUUAUCAGUUAUGCUGUGCAUAUAGAAGUUUCCUUGUGUUUCCUGAAUAAAACUGUUUUCCUGUGUUUCCUAUAAUGAUUUGAUUUGAUGAGUGCAAGCCCAGGCACAGUGUAGAGCUGCACAUUUCAAAUGUGCAAAUUUCAGAGCAUUUCAAGUCAUGUGACCAGGGUUUUUUUGCCGUUGUAAAAAUGGUCUGUGGUGGAGGGACCCUUUUUAUCACUCCUGUCAGCUCAGGUAAAACUAGAAGCCCUUUCUAUUCUUGGAGGUACCCAAUUGGUUCUCCACAGUUUUUUUCUGUGGAACAGGUGGGGAUGUAAUUAGUGAUGGUCACAUGACUGCUGAUUGCGCUGGAUGAAA